AUGAAUAUAUUUGAUAUUUAAUCAUUAAGAUCAUAUUACCACUCCAAAACUAAUUAACCAUGCCGCAAAAGAACUUAUAAGUUAGGAAGCUAGUAUAAAGUUUACUCUUUUUCAAGAACAUAUUCUAAAUUGAAACCAAGUUAAUCUUUUAGUGAGAAGAUACCAGUUAUCUCUGACGAAAAAGCUUUAAAUUAGAGUUGUUAAUGUAAUGAAUGUGGAGGUAAAAUUUAAAAGAGAUUACUCCAGAAAUAAGAUAACAAUCAAAUUCAUCUAGAUUAGACUAUUAAAGUCAAAUAUUUAGAAUUGGAUAAAAGUCCUAAAAAUAUGGAAACUCAACUACGUUCAAGUGGAAAUCCUUCUAUGUAAAUUUAAUUCAUUUAUAUUUAAGACAUACACCUGUAAAUGUCAGUAAAGGACGAAUAAAAUAUAAACAAAUCAAUCAUAUUCUUUAAAUGGUACAUGUAAAAAGUGUAUUAUCAAAAUUAGUAAAUUCUCAAACAAUCAAAUAAUAGUAAUAACAACUUUUUUAAUCAUCUCCAUAGAUUAUCUCUGAAUUUACUUAGUAGAUAUAAGCUUAAAAACCCUCUCUAUAAAAAGAUAGACAAAGCCCUUUCAUUGGAUUAAGAUUAAAAACAGAACCAAUUAUGCAACAAUAAUAAUAUCGACUAUCUAUUGAUACCAAAAAGUUUUAUUAUCCAAGAGUUUCUAGAAUAAGUUAAAUUGGAGCUUCUAAUCUUCUUAAUUCAUCCUCAGGAAUUGAUAAGAAACCUAUGAAUAAAUUAGUUGCUCUUACAAGUAGAUAUAAAUCUCCAGAUAAUCAUAAAAUAAGAACAUUAUCUUAAAGAAUUCAAGGUAUUUAUUUCCAAAAAUCUGAUUUAAAACUCAAAGACAUUGUAAAGAGACAAAAUUGA
Messenger RNA from Paramecium sonneborni, 911 nucleotides. Lineage: Eukaryota; Ciliophora; Oligohymenophorea; Peniculida; Parameciidae. The record is from the annotation of a GenBank genome assembly.